ACUUGAUCGAUUAUAAAUACGAUCAGCGAUGGAGCGUGCUAGGGUUGGAGCGAGGGGUGCGACGGCGAGGACAGACGGCGGAUCCAGACGGCGGCAAGUUUCCAGAGGGCAGUUACACGGGGUUGAUAAUCAGAUUAAUAGACAAGUGAAGACAUUCUUUUUCUACAAUUUUCCAGAAAACAGUGAGGCAGCGGACUUAUGGUAUGAUUUUGCAAAGUAUGGGAAAGUGGUUGAUGUGUUUGUGCCGAGAAAGAGAGAUAAGUGGGGCAAAAGGUUUGGCUUUGUUAGAAUGGCAGGGGUGCAGAACGAGGAUCAGAUGGAGAAGUGGCUGAAUGAGAUAUGGAUUGGUUAUUAUAAGAUGAGAGUUAAGAUAGCAAAUAAGAUCCAGAACCAAGGCGCAAGAAAUAAAAAAGCCUCGACUGCAGCAAAGGUGAAGUGGACAAAGGUAGGAAUGAAUAGACUGGUGCAACCGGGACAGUCAUAUGCCCAGGCUGUUGUGGGCAACAGCAGUGAAGGGGAACAGGUGGAUGUAAGGCCAACAAAUGCGAAGGAGAGAGUUGGGGAAGCACUAGAACCAGUACAGGCACUACGAUUAGUGGAGAAGGAAGAGGUGGGGUCGAGUGUAAAGCUGGUUGCAAAGGAGGUGAAGAUGGGUGGGGUUGAGAAACAACAGGAGGAGGUGAUCAUUGAGAUCACACCGACAGAAGAGGAGCUUCAAUGGCUGGAAGGGAGUAUGGUUGCUUCGAUGAAGUCGUUGGCGUCGAUAAUGAGUAUACAAGAUCGAAUGGAUGUAGAUGGAGGGCUGAUAACUAUAUCACCACUAGGAGGACGAUCAGUGCUGUUAAUGGAGCGGGUGAGAGGAUUCCUGAUGGAGUAUAUGCAGCACAACAAGGAGACAUUCGAUUCAUGGUUUGAAAAUAUACAACCUUGGAGAGCAGCAGCUAUGCAACAAUGUCGAUUGGCCUGGUUACGAAUAUCAGGGGCUAUUUUGUGUGAUGGGAGGGUGCUGGUUCUCUGUUCUGAUGCAUCUAAAGUCUCACAAUCCAUUAUGCUGAGGGUGGAUGAGAAGCUGUAUGUGAUAGACGUAGUGGAAGAGGAAUGGAGAUCGGAUCCGGACUGGUGGCUGUCGGAGGAUGACCGGAGGAGCUCGUGGAGCACGGCAUCGGAAACUAAUUCAAUGCAGAGCGACGAUGACGGGCAUGAAUUAUUUGCUAACGGGAUUAGCGGCGAGGAUGAUGAUAGUAUAGAGGCGGAGUCGUUAUAUAAGGAAGGUUUUUUUAAUUCAAAUUUACAGGAGGUAACGGCUGGCAAGGAUAAUGCUGGAUUCGGUUUGCCGCGGGAAGUUGGGGAAGUAAAUGGGCAUGAUGCAGGAGAGGCGAAUGACGAGGGGAAUGGGCUGGUAGGGAGCGAUGCUCAUAUUGGGCUUGAGGAGAGUUUUGGGCUUUCUAAAGGCCCAACAGGUGAGGAAAUUAAAGAUAAAGAGGAGGUUUCCACGGGGGAUGUUCUGGAGAAUUCCUGCAUAGUUCAUAAAGACAAAUCCAGAGAUGGGAAGGGUAAAAGGAGGAAGAAAAUUGCAGAGUGUUACCCGGAGGAAGUGUAUGAAAUCCGGACAGAGAGGGUGGACUUGGUCACUGCACGGACAAAGCAGAGGCAAGCAAGGCGGGCAAAGAAGGCUCAAACGGUGACCGACGAAAUGGUGAAGAGAGCUGGAAGUAUGUCUGUGUCCGAUGGAGGCAUUGAGCACCGAAACCAGGUGCUAUCUUUUAAUGUUAAGGGUCUCGGGAGUACGCUUAAGAGGAAGGAAGUGGAGAAAUUGGUGCGGUUAGAAAAACCAGAUUUUUUGUUUGUUCAAGAGACAAAAUUAGAAGAGAUUGAUGAGGGUCUUUGUAAAAUGGUAUGGUAUUCAACUGGGUUUGAGUGGGUUGUGAAGGGGUCUAUAGGGGCUUCAGGCGGGCUGCUCUGUGUGUGGGACAGGAUGAGGUUUACUAAGCUGGGUCAAUUCACAGGGGAUGCUUAUCUGGGAAUAAAGGGGCUUUGGGGAGUUAAGAAGGAGUUGUGUUAUCUUGUAAAUGUAUAUGCUCCAACUAAUAGAAAGAAAAAAGCUGAGUUAUGGGAGGAGUUGAAGCAAAUGAUUAUGGACAAAAGAGGAAGAUGGCUGAUUGCAGGGGAUUUUAAUGCAGUACGUAGCAUUGAAGAAAGGAGGGGUAGAACAGGGGAGAGUCCGGAUAUGAAGGAGUUUAACGAUUUUAUAGAGGCAGUGGGGUUGGUGGAUCAUAAAUUGGCAAAUCGGAGGUUUACCUGGUAUAGACCAGAUGGCUCAGCUAUGAGCCGAUUGGAUAGGGUGUUGAUGACAACUAAGAUGACCGAAUUGGGUGGAGAAUGGGUGCAGCAGGGGUUAAGGAGAACUAUUUCAGAUCAUUGUGCGAUCAUUAUGAAAACCAAAGUAACAGAUUGGGGUCCUAAACCAUUUAGGGUGCUUGAUGCUUGGCAACAACAUCCGGAGUUUAAGAGGGUGGUUGAGGAACAGUGGAAUGCAAUGGCAGUGGAUGGUUAUGCAGGUUUCAGAUGUAAACAAAAAUUGAAGAUGUUGAAAGAAUUUUUGCGAGAAUGGAACAAAGGGGUGUUUGGAGAUAUAGAGGCUCAUUUUGAAAGGGCAGCAGCCAAAGUUGCAAGUGUAGACAUGAAGAAUGAAGAUUUUACGUUGGAAGAAGAUGAGGUACAUGAAAGACAGGAGGGCUUUCAGGAGAUAUGGGACAUUUUGAGGAAGAGGGAAGCUUUAUGGAGGCAGAAGUUAAGAAGUAACUGGGUAAAAUUGGGGGAUGCAAAUACUAGAUUCUUCCAUAAAAUUGCAAAUGGACGAAAGGCUUGUAAUGGCAUUGUAGGGCUCUCAUGUGAUAGACAAUGGGUGGAGGAGCCAGAGAUGGUAAAAAAGGCGGCUGUUGAGUACUUUCAAAAGAUGUUUUGUGGAGAAUCUUGGAAUCGUCCAAAACCUUCCAGUAUUACUUUCAAGCAGAUAACUGAGGAGAUGAGGGCAUGGCUAGAAAGACCAUUUUCAGCAGAAGAAAUUGAAGACGGAUUGAAGAAUUGUGAGGGGAAUAAAGCACCAGGACCGGAUGGAUAUAACUUUAAUUUUAUCAAAUUUGCCUGGAACAGCUUGAAGGAGGAUUUUGUGAGUUUCUUCGGGGAGUUCCAUCAACAUGGCAGGUUAGUAAAGGGUCUAAACUCUUCCUUUUUGACUUUAAUUCCUAAAAAGCUGAAUUCUGUGGAAUUAAAAGAUUUUAGACCUAUUAGCUUGAUUGGGUGUAUUUACAAAUUAUUAGCAAAGGUGUUGGCAAAUAAGCUUAAGGUGGUAAUGUCACAAAUUAUUAGUGAUACUCAGUCUGCUUUUGUUGGGGGGCGUCAGUUGGUUGAUGGGGUGUUAGUCUUGAACGAAGUUGUUGAGAAGGUCAAGAGACGAAAGCACCAAGCUUUUAUUUUUAAGGCUGACUUUGAAAAUGCCUAUGAUUGUGCCGAUUGGUCUUUUCUGGAUUGGAUGAUGAGCAGGUUUGGUUUUGGAGUGCAAUGGAGAGGAUGGAUAAAAGAGUGUCUGUCAACAGCCAGAAUCUCAGUGUUAGUGAAUGGAAGCCCAAUCGAGGAGUUUAUGAUGGGAAAAGGAUUAAGGCAAGGGAACCCUCUAUCCCCUUUUAUGUUUUUGAUGAUCGCCGAGGGGCUACAUGGUCUAGUUAAAAAAGUUGAGACAAAGGGCUUGAUACAUGGAAUCGACGUGGGUAGUAAGGGAUUGAAUAUCUCUUUGCUCCAAUUUGCAGAUGAUACGGUGAUUUUGGGGAAAGCGAAUGGAGAGAAUAUUUUUACUGUGAAAAUCAUUUUACGGUGGUUUGAGUUGAUGUCUGGAUUGCGAAUUAACUUUCGUAAAAGUAGUAUUGUCGAAUUUAAUGUGGCACAGAGGUGGUUAACAGAGGCAGCAUCCGUUUUGAGAUGUGGUGUUGGGGAGAUACCUUUUGUGUAUUUGGGAAUGCCUAGGAAGAUUCCUUGGGUUAGCUGGGAAAUGGUAUGUCGUAGUAAGGAGAAGGGUGGGUUAGGAGUCAUGGAUUUGAGGAGGAGGAAUUGGGCACUUUUAGGGAAGUGGUGGUUUAGGUUGGGUGAGGGUGGAGAGAGCUUAUGGAAAAGGGUCAUGUGGGAUAAAUAUUAUUAUGGGGGUCGGAGGAAGGCGGACAUCAGGGCAGUGGAGAGUCUGAGGAUGUCUAGGAUUUGGAGGGAUGUUAUUAGCGUCGGGGGAAAAUCUAUCAAAUUACAUGACAUGUUAAGGAAGGGGUUUAGGUGGAUGGUUGGUGAUGGAAGGCGAGUAGGUUUUUGGCGCGAAAUUUGGGUGGGGGGUAAAUCUUUAAAGGAGUUAUGCCCUAGGUUAUUUGAGUUAGCUAUGAAUAAGGACGGUAUGGUUUGUGAAAUGGGGGUGUGGGAAAGGGGUCUAUGGAGAUGGAAUGUUGACUGGAGAAGAGGGAUGCUGGGCCAAGAAAGGGGGGAGGAGGUGGUGUUGUGGGAGGUGCUAAGCAGGGUGCAAAUCACGGAAGGCCGCGAAGAUUGCUGGAAGUGGAUGCAUGAUGCAGAAGGGAGAUAUGUAGUGAAGAAGGCCUAUGAGUUUCUGUCACCAAUGGAGUUCAUACUUCCUGAUCAUAUUUGGUCUUGGUAUAUUUGGUAUUGGAGGAACAUUAGAGUUUUCCAGAACAAAGGGGAGUGUAGGGACGGUUUGCUCCACAUGAUUCAGUCCAAAACAUUUUUCUGGAUUAAAAACAAGGUGGCUGGAAGUGUCUUCUCAAUAGUUGAUUGGAAACUUAAUCCUUGGGAAUGUGCUGCUGCUAUGAGGAAGCAUAAAAGCUUGCUGAGAACAUUUCAUAAGCACAAAAACGGUCGGCAGGAUGAGUAGUGAGACUGGAAUGUGUGGGAUUACAUGUCUCUUGGGAUUACUUUGUUUUUGUUAGAUUAUUUUAAUUGUUUGUAUUUGGGUUGGAGUACCCCUUGUACUCUAGUUAAUCGAAUAUCCUUUAUUUGCUGAUCAAAAAAAAAAAAUAAUAGAUUACUUAAGGACAU
Molecule: messenger RNA, 5085 nt
Organism: Rubroshorea leprosula
Lineage: Eukaryota; Viridiplantae; Streptophyta; Magnoliopsida; Malvales; Dipterocarpaceae
Source: the annotation of a GenBank genome assembly